AUGGUUCAUACAGAAUAUUGUGGAUGUAAAAACACAAGACUAUGUUACGAGAAAAUGAUAGAUGAUUUACUUGUCGAAGAUGAGGAUCCGUGCGUGGAAAAUGCUAACAUAGGAGUCAGUACAGUUACAGUAUUUUUGCAGGCAUUAAGAAAAUAUUGUUAUUGGUGUAUGUAUUUUGAUGAUAGUAGAACUACAUUUGAAGGAAGGAAUCUCUACGAGGUCAUAAUUAAUAGUACUUCGCUUAACUAUAAAGAUCCUGACAAAAUACCGGUGGUAGUGAUAGAUGCUGGUCAAGAUGCUGGUGCUGGAUCAGUAGGGUUUGCACUAUACAUUAUAGAGCAACUAGUGGCUUGUGGUGAAAAUAAAGAAAUGAUACAAAAUGUGAAAUGGGUGAUCCUGCCUUCCACUAACCCAGAUGGUUUGGAGUUUUCACAGCCAGGCAAGCACUGGCAAAAGAACUUUAGUCCUAGCAGGAACAUUAGUUCUGGCGUAGACAUUACAAGAAACUUUAAUGUAGCAUGGGAUACAUGUCCGAAAAAUGAUAAUAUAUUUUCACAAAAUUAUCCAGGAUCAAAGGCAUCAUCAGAAAAGGAAACCAAUUUUAUAGAAGAUGUUUUAAAAAAAUAUAAAAACAAUAUAAAAACAUAUAUAUCACUGAGACGAGAUGGUCAUGCGAUACUCUACCCUCAUGCGAGCAGUAAUUGCAGUUUUAUGUCAGUGGAUAAAGUUAAGAAAAGAGCAAGCCAAAUAGCUGGAAAAGUUAAUCAAAGAGCUGGCGGCAUACAGUGGUUUAUUAAUGAAAGUAUAUUUAACAUGAAUGGGAAGGCAUACUGUGGCCAUAGCGUCGAAUAUGCUAUUAAUGACUUAAACAUCCCUUACGCGUAUGAGAUGCGUGUUUUUGCGGAAUCAAGUAACAAUAUUAUGUCGAAGAUCUAUUCCUUGCCCAAGGGACAAGAGGCGUCGCUCAGAGCAGCCUAUUUUAGUGGCAUCAGAGAACUUUACAAAUCUAUAAUGAAUGAAAUUAAGCAAAAACCUAAAAAA
Molecule: messenger RNA, 1041 nt
Organism: Brenthis ino (lesser marbled fritillary)
Lineage: Eukaryota; Metazoa; Arthropoda; Insecta; Lepidoptera; Nymphalidae
Source: the annotation of a GenBank genome assembly